GAGCGAGGCUGCCCUCCACCACCGGCAUUCCCAGUAUGCACCGCGGACACAGCAGCAAGAAAUAGUCCGUUAACGAACGGCUGAGAAACGGGAACUAGAAAAAAAACAAAAAAAAAAAAACAAAAAAAAAGGGGGGGGAAGCUGAAGAGCUAAAAAAAAAAAAAUUAUAUACAUCUCCACGAGUUUAACUGUAUUUAACGCCACCAGAACCGCGAACAUGGCUGACAACGAGAAACUGGACAACCAGCGGCUGAAGAAUUUCAAGAAUAAAGGCCGUGAUUUGGAGACUAUGAGAAGACAGCGGACUGAGGUAGUGGUGGAACUCAGAAAGAACAAAAGAGAUGAGCACCUUCUGAAGAGGAGAAAUGUGCCCCAUGAGGACAUCUGUGAGGACUCUGAUGUCGACGGAGAUUUCAGAUCGCAAAACACCUCCCUUGAAGCAAUAGUACAAAAUGCCACCAGUGAUAACCAGGGCGUCCAGCUGAGUGCUGUUCAGGCUGCCAGGAAGUUGUUGUCCAGUGACCGUAACCCUCCCAUAGAUGACCUGAUUAAGUCUGGGAUCCUUCCUAUACUGGUCCACUGCCUGGACAGAGAUGACAACCCAUCUCUCCAGUUCGAGGCUGCCUGGGCUCUAACCAACAUAGCGUCUGGUACCUCAGAGCAGACCCAAGCCGUGGUCCAGUCCAAUGCUGUUCCUCUGUUCCUGAGGCUGCUUCACUCUCCUCACCAGAACGUGUGCGAACAGGCUGUCUGGGCCCUGGGAAACAUCAUUGGUGAUGGCCCUCAGUGCAGAGACUAUGUGAUCAGCUUGGGUGUGGUCAAGCCCCUGCUCUCUUUCAUCAGUCCCUCCAUCCCCAUCACCUUCCUCCGCAAUGUCACCUGGGUCAUGGUCAAUCUGUGCCGCCACAAGGACCCUCCACCACCCAUGGAGACGAUUCAGGAGAUCCUGCCGGCUCUCUGCGUGCUGAUCCACCACACUGAUGUCAGUAUCUUGGUAGACACAGUGUGGGCUCUGUCUUAUCUGACGGACGCCGGGAACGAGCAGAUUCAAAUGGUCAUCGACUCUGGAAUUGUCCCUCAUCUGGUACCUCUGCUCAGUCACCAGGAGGUCAAAGUUCAGACUGCUGCCCUGAGGGCUGUUGGGAACAUAGUGACUGGCACAGAUGAACAGACCCAGGUGGUGCUCAACUGUGACGCUCUCAGCCACUUCCCUGCACUCCUCACACACCCGAAGGAGAAAAUCAACAAGGAGGCAGUGUGGUUCCUGUCCAACAUCACAGCAGGCAACCAGCAGCAGGUGCAGGCUGUCAUCGACGCCAAGCUAGUCCCCAUGAUCAUUCACCUGCUCGACAAGGGUGACUUUGGCACUCAGAAGGAAGCAGCCUGGGCCAUCAGCAACCUGACAAUAAGUGGGAGAAAAGAUCAGGUGGCACACCUUAUUGAGAAGCAGGUGAUCCCUCCAUUCUGCAACCUGCUGACAGUGAAGGAUGCCCAGGUCGUUCAGGUUGUUCUCGACGGCCUCAGCAAUAUCCUCAAGAUGGCGGACGAUGAGGCCGAAACGAUUGCUAACCUUAUUGAGGAAUGUGGAGGUUUGGAAAAAGUGGAGCAACUGCAGAAUCACGAAAAUGAAGACAUCUACAAAUUGGCAUACGAAAUAAUUGAUCAGUUCUUCUCAUCUGAUGAUAUUGAUGAAGACACCAGCCUGGUCCCAGAGGCCAUCCAGGGUGGAACUUACGGCUUUAACUCAGCCAACGUGCCAGCCGAGGGAUUCCAGUUCUAGACGGCAUCUGGGGUAUUCUGGAGUUUUGUUCACGAUGCAGCACUCUGUUCAACAUAAAAAAUUAGGAGAGAAAGAGCGAGAGAGAGCGAGAGUGUGAGAAAUUUGAUCCAUUGUGCUUGGCUCGUGGGAUCCAUGGCUGCAUCUUAUCUGAGAGAAAAAUGUGUGGAUUUCAUUUGGCAUUCCAGGGGAACCAGCCCAAAUGAAGUUUGAGAUGGCGAGUGGGUGCGAGUGAGAAUGAGUGGCUACAUGUUGCAAAAAAGCAAAAACAUCUACAUCGAAUGCGUUGAGAGACAUGCCGACAUAACUACUGCGUUAUUGGAGCUGUCGUCUUCGGAAAACUACUUCAAAUGACAACACAAAAAAAAACUCGAUGUCUGCCCGGGGAGAACCAAGGACAUCCAAAAAUACAAAAUCAAGAGAUCUUGAAAUAUUACAACACAACAAAAUGCAGAAAUGAAUAUAACUUUAAUUAUGAACUGAGAUGAACCAUGAACCAUCACAAUUCUGCGGUCCUCCGACUAGAGAGGGCGCCACCCUCAAUGUGCCCCUCCCCCAAUCGGCCACGCUAUCAGACAUGUGUGUGAAUGGACCCAUUGUGUAUGAAUGUCUGGACUCAGUGCUGAGGAGCCAGGUUCAUCUCCUCCAACGAAAAAAACGCCCCCCAACAGGGCACCAUCCUCUCCCCCUGGUGGGCGGGGCCAGGAGUCCGGCUGCGCGUGUCGCAUGUGCGAGAGAAUGGACGGAUGAGUUGUGUGUGCUUGGCUGCGUGCGUGACUGGGAGUAUGCAAGACUGGGUGAGAACGCAUGCAGAGACGGGAAGAAAAAAAAACAACAAAAACAAAAUAACAAAAUCUUGAAGAGAAACUAGAAUUGAGAAACGCAACAAUGAGGAUUAGCAAAGGUUUUCAGAAAAGAAA
This is a messenger RNA of Morone saxatilis (striped sea-bass), 2697 nucleotides long. It is a transcript of the gene kpna4, whose product is annotated as karyopherin alpha 4 (importin alpha 3). Gene Ontology annotation, molecular function: protein binding; nuclear import signal receptor activity. The transcript is spliced from 17 exons. Gene Ontology annotation, cellular component: cytoplasm; nucleoplasm; nucleus. Gene Ontology annotation, biological process: NLS-bearing protein import into nucleus. NCBI's taxonomy places the organism in Eukaryota, Metazoa, Chordata, Actinopteri, Moronidae. Bases 218 to 1780 code for a protein of 520 amino acids. The record is from RefSeq and is a predicted model, not a curated record.